Molecule: messenger RNA, 1635 nt
Organism: Tetranychus urticae (two-spotted spider mite)
Lineage: Eukaryota; Metazoa; Arthropoda; Arachnida; Trombidiformes; Tetranychidae
Product: gonadotropin-releasing hormone receptor
Biological process (GO): cellular response to hormone stimulus; G protein-coupled receptor signaling pathway
Cellular component (GO): plasma membrane
Molecular function (GO): G protein-coupled receptor activity; peptide binding
Source: RefSeq, a predicted model, not a curated record
AACCCAAGUCCAAGCAAUUCAUCAAGCACAAUGACCACAACUCCAGUGACAACCUUUGAUGAACUUUAUGGAGCCUUUGCUGGUUCACCUGGAGAUGAAAUUUCAUCUGAAUCUCUUUCAUCUUACAGUCAAGAGUUUAAAACUCAAUACCGGGAAUACCUUAAAAUUGAAAUAAUCAUACUUUACACACUCCUCAUCUCUGGCAGUUUAACCAAUUUGUUUGCCCUUUUCCAGAUUGCCUUUAAAAAUCACCACAAAACUGGUUCCAAUAUACUUUUAUUAAACCUUGUCAUUGUUGACCUGUUUGUCGUCCUGUUUACCAUUUUCCCACAAAUACUUUGGUGCCAAUCAAUCUCAUGGGAAGUCGGACAAAUAGCGUGUAAACUGUACCAAACACUGCGCAAUUUUAGCCUUUUCUCGUCCUCCUUUAUGGUCAUCUGUAUAAGCUACAAUCGCUAUUAUCUACUCAAAGAGCCUCACAUUUUUCAAAAGGAGAAACAAAGGGCUUACCGAAUGCUCAAAAUCACCUACAUUUCAUCAUUUCUGCUCAGUAUUCCUCAGUUCAUCAUUUAUAAAGUUCAACCUCAACCCGAUCACAAAUUCAACCAGUGCGUUGGCUUCACUUUUUUCACUUCGCAAUGGCAACUGCGAGCUUACAACUUUUACACUUUACUGGGAAUGUAUCUCAUACCUUUACAGUUGAUUAUAUUACUUUAUUCAAAAAUAAUUGCCUCUCUUAACCUGGAUAAAUAUGUUGUAGCGCGAAUGAGCAAGUCUGCUUCAAGCGAGGAACGUCUUUCACAAAAAACAAAUUGUAUGCUCAAAACUAAACGCAAAGCAAUUAGUACCUUUCUCGCAGUUACAAUAUCAUUUACAGUUUGUUGGACUCCGUACGCCUUUAUUGUCCUCUGGCAAGUGUUCAGUGGUCAAGAUGAGAUAAUCAAUCCCGUUUUUACCAGUUUAAUGUACAUGUUUGCUCUACUCUCAUGUACUCUUAACCCCAUUGUUAAUAGCAGCCAUCUUUAUCGUGUGCUCUUCUGCUGUAAAAGAUCUGGUUCCUCGUGUCAAAUGGUGAACCGUUUAAGGCCGCUACGGGGUCGUGCUAAUGGAUCUGAUUUAAAGCCAAUCAACUGCUCAAAUGAUAAAGCCAACAUACUGAAAUAGUACCAAAGCUUCAAACCUGAACCACUCGACCAAACAAACCAAAGAAUUAACAAUCCGAUAGACUGCCGUUUGGAAUGGAUUGCAAGCACAUGGCAUCAUUGGUGGAUCAAUGAUUGUGAAAAAGAGUACAAUCAUAAUGAAAUUCUGAUUCUUGUUGGUAACUCAAUCAUUUUCACUAUGCUGUUUACAUUUGUUAGUGUAAAAUGUGAGUUGAUUCCUUCAUUUCUAGUUGAGUAUGUUGCCUCACAUUUAAAAGCCCUAUAAAACAACUAACUUGAAACCAUGUCCACUGAGUCCAGUUGAAAUACUUAUUGUAAGUUUUGAGGUAUAUGAGAAGCUGCAGACUCUAUUUAAUAAGACCAAAAAUUAUUUUUCUCAUCCUUCUUCUGUGUAUGUUGCAAAUUAUUUUUCAAGUGUAACUUAAUGUCAUCAUUAAUGUUUGAAAAUUAAUAAAAAACACUGAAUAAUCAC